Hepatospora eriocheir is the source of this 270-nucleotide messenger RNA. Lineage: Eukaryota; Fungi; Microsporidia; Hepatosporidae. The record is from the annotation of a GenBank genome assembly.
AUGAAUUCAAUACAUCUUUUAAGUAUUUUACCUUUUAUAGGUAGUUCAAUUAUUUUUGUUUUGUAUUGUAAGAAUUGGUGCUUAGGACUUAUAAAGGUCUUUAUUGUUUCUGAAAGCAUUGCAACAUUCUCAUCUAAGUCAAAAACUUUUCUAUCUGAGCUUAUCAAUCUAACUGUAUUAUUUUUUCUACGUUCAGGAUUUCUCAUGCUAUGUGUUUUGAUAUCUUUACUUUUAAAUAUAUUUGUUUUGAAUUUAUUUAAACAAAUAUAA